Penicillium soppii is the source of this 3942-nucleotide messenger RNA. RefSeq names its product ABC transporter ATP-binding protein. The coding region runs from base 1 to 3942 and encodes 1313 amino acids. NCBI's taxonomy places the organism in Eukaryota, Fungi, Ascomycota, Eurotiomycetes, Eurotiales, Aspergillaceae. Gene Ontology annotation, cellular component: membrane. The transcript has 3 exons. Gene Ontology annotation, molecular function: ATP binding; ATP hydrolysis activity; ABC-type transporter activity. Gene Ontology annotation, biological process: transmembrane transport. The record is from RefSeq and is a predicted model, not a curated record.
AUGGGCUUCGGGAAGCUCGCUAGCUACCCCAAGCUGCUCGUGGCCGCCAAUCCCUCGCGCCUCGAGCUGGGUACGCUUUUUGUUGGUCUGGCAUCUUCGAUUGCGUCCGGUGUUCCUUUCCCAAUUAUUGGUAUCAUCUUCGGUCAACUGCUCGACGAUUUCAACGCCGCAACAUGCAGUGAAUCCGAGGGCUCGGGGGCCUCGACCUCCAGCGAGCAAUCCGGUAUUAACAGCAAGAUUCUCCUGAUCGUUUACCUUGGUAUUGCCCAGUUUGUUUUGAUCUAUCUGCACUUGACCUGCUGGACUAUGACUGGUGCGCGUCUGGCGCAGCGACUCCGCGAAAAAUACCUCGAGAACCUGUUGCGACAAGAACCCUCAUUCUUCGAUAACCUGCCCGCUGGAGAAGUCGCCUCCAGGUUGAACACCGAUAUCCAAACAAUUCGCUCCGGUACAGCUGAGAAGGUCGGAAUCUGUAUUUCGAGUUUCUCCUUCUUCGUCACUGCAUACAUUGUCGCCUUUAUUAAAGAUUAUAUUUUGGCCGCAAUGUUGCUUUCUUUGAUCCCCGCCUACUUCUUGAUGUCAUUCACUGGAAGUCAUUAUAUUGAGAAAUAUUCCGGGCGGAUGUCGGACUAUGCGGCUUCCGCAGCGUCGAUUGCUUCAGAGGCGCUUAACAACAUUGUCGUUGUGCAUGCCUUUGGCGCAAAUGACCGUCUGGAAGAGAAGUUUUCCAAGGCGCUGAAGGACUCCGAGACCGAGGGACUCAAGAAAGCCGGUGCCACUGGUAUUCAAGCCGGUGUCUUAUAUUUCAUUGCCUAUGGCGCGAACGGUCUUGCAUUCUGGCAAGGAAGUAAGCGUAUCGCCGACUCCGUGCGCGCAGGCACUUCGGGAGCCACCGUUGGAUCUACCUUCACUGUUAUCUUUGUCUUGGUCGAAGCUACUCUUCUCCUGAGUCAAGUCGCACCUUUCAUUCACUUGUUUACACAGGCUGUUGCUUCUUAUCACAAGCUGCGCGACGAUAUCGACCGCCCAUCGUUGAUCGACGGGUCCUCCGACGCGGGUAUUCGCAUCUCUCAGGCAGAAGGCGGAUUCGAGUUCAACAAUGUCUCUUUCAUUUACCCCUCCCGACCCGAGAUCACUGUGCUCAACAGCAUCAAUCUUUCUAUCGCUCCUAAGAAGCAUACCGCCAUCGUUGGUCUUUCUGGAAGUGGAAAGUCUACCAUUGCUGGUCUGGUCACCCGUUUGUAUGAUGCCACUGAAGGUAACAUUACCUUUGACGGUCAAAACCUUCGCGACUUGAACACCCGUGACUUGAGAGGAUUCCUCAGUCUAGUGCAACAGGAGCCAUCUCUUCUCGACCGUUCCCUUUUGGAAAACAUUGCCCACGGCUUGAUGAACUCGAGCAACCCGGCCCAUGCGCAUCUGAAGACUACCCUACUCGGAACCUCCCUCAAUGACCUUGCCAACGACAUCAGGGAGGGUCAAGAUCUUACCGCCGCAGCUGAGGCGCGGGGUGCUGAGGUUGUCGAAAUCGUCCAAUUGGUCCGAAAGGCUGCUGCUCUUGCCGAUGCCGAUGGUUUCAUCGAGGCCUUGCAAUAUGGAUACGCUACGAUGGUCGGUUCGAGUGGUCGUUUAAUCAGUGGUGGACAGAAGCAACGAGUCUCUCUUGCUAGAGCCCUUGUUAAGGACCCCGCCGUUCUCAUUCUGGACGAAGCCACUGCUGCUCUGGAUUCACGAAGUGAGCAGCGCAUCCAGCGUGCUAUCAACAAUAUCUCCACCGGCCGAACUGUCAUUACCAUUGCUCACCGUCUUUCAACCAUUACCAAUGCAGAUAAGAUUGUCUGUAUGCACAAGGGAGAUAUCCUGGAGCAGGGAACUCACACAGAAUUGAUGGCCCAGAAUGGACCUUACUCCGACCUCGUCAAGUUACAGACUCUUGGAGCUGCGUCUGCUUCUAAGAACGAUACAACUGUCAGCAUUGAGAGCGUUAGCAAGUCUGAUGCUACUUCUAUUACAGAUAUCGAAAAUGAGAAGGGUAGCGUUUCAAACGAUAUUGAUAAUGCCAAGGAUACACACGUCUCAACGACCGAAAAGCCAACUACCGAUUCGGCCGAGGAAGAGGAGGCAGAGCCUGAGACCCCACAAAAGUCGAUCUGGGCUCUUUGCAAGGGAUACUCUCCGGCCUUGAGACCCCAUCUCCUCGUGAUUUUCGCUGCGCUAUUCGGCGCCAGCAUGGUUGGCGGAGCCUUUUCUGGUGAAGCCGUUAUUUUCGGAAACACCGUUGGAAGCUUGAACCCUUGCAAGGGUGCGGCUGAGAUUAUGAACCGGGGUAAUUUCUAUGGUCUGAUGUUCUUCGUGCUUGCCCUCAUUGAGUUCUUUGCCAAUGUUAUCAGCUGGGGAGGAUUUGGCUUUGUUUCAGAGAAGAUUGUCUACAAAGUCAGAGUUUUGUCCUUCCGGUCUUUGUUUGAACAGGAUCUUCAGUGGCACCAGUCUAACGGUCGAUCGCCUGCUCUGCUUCUUUCGUACAUCACGAGAGACGGAAAUGCGUUGGCUGGCCUGAGUGGCUCAGUUAUUGGUACCCUGUUCUCCAUCACUGUCAAUCUCAUCGCCGCCAUCAUUUUGACUCACAUUAUUGCCUGGAGAAUUGCUCUGGUCUGUCUCGCCUUGGUCCCUCUUCUGCUUGGAGCUGGUCUCAUGGAGCUGAUGGUCCUCGGCAAGUUCGAGGAGCGUCAUGAAAAUGCCUACACCAAGUCUGUUGACAUUGGCGUUGAGGCAAUCACCUCAAUCAAAACGAUUGCUUCUCUUUCCCUGGAAGAUAACACACUGCAGACCUACCGUCGCUCCUUGAAGGGACCUCGCCAAGAGACCUUUAUGGUUACCUUGCAAGCAAGUUUCUGGCAGGCCAUGACUUACUUCCUUGGCAACAUGGUCAACGCACUUGCCUACUGGUGGGGUUCUAAGCAGAUUCUCAACGACACAAUUCCUUAUUGUUGUCUUCUCUCCCUUCUGGUCAGCGCCUUGCUUUGGAGUCAGAUGUUCGCUCUGGCGCCCGAACUUUCUGCCGCACGAUCUGCAAUGGCCAGAAUCUUGGGCCUGAUUGAGAUCGGCAAGGACAAGAUGAAUGGAAAGGUCAAUCCCUCCAAGGGCAAGGAUGUGGAGGCCAUCGAAGAAAAGCCCUCUUACGACUCUGGCAACAAGGCCUCGAGCGUGCAGCUUCGUGAUGUCCACUUCUCCUACCCCGCCCGACCGGAUAUGAAGGUUUUGAAGGGCUUGAACGUUGAUAUCCGCCCCGGCAAGUUCUGCGCACUGGUUGGCCCCAGUGGUGCUGGAAAAUCGACCAUCAUCUCCCUGGUCGAGCGCCUGUACACCCCCGAAUCUGGAUCGAUCAUCAUUGACGGUGUCGACGUGACAAAAACCUCUGAUAUCUCCUUCCGCGACUGGGUUUCCCUAGUGCCACAGGACAGUGUACUCUUCGAGGGCAGCAUCGAGUUCAACGUCGGUCUCGGUGCCCGUCCCGGCCACAAUGUGAGCCUCGAAGAUAUUCAGGAGGCUUGCAAGCUUGCCAACAUCCACGAUGUUAUCAUGUCUUUGCCUGAGGGUUACCAGACCCUCUGCGGACCCAGUGGCAACCAGUUUUCUGGAGGUCAGAAGCAGCGACUCUCAAUUGCUCGUGCUCUUGUCCGCAAGCCCAAGCUUUUGAUUCUUGACGAAUCGACUAGUGCCUUGGACGCUGAGUCUGAGAAGCUCUUGCAAGAUGGUCUUGAGAAGGCUGCUCGAGGAAUCACUGUCAUUGCCAUUGCUCAUCGCCUUUACACUAUCCGCAAGGCAGAUGUUAUUUUCUUGAUUGAUGGCGGUGUGUGCACUGAUUCUGGAUCGCACGACGAAUUGCUCGAGCGGUCCGACAGCUACAGGGCCAACGUCAUGCACCAGACAGUGGCAACCUGA